Messenger RNA from Actinia tenebrosa (Australian red waratah sea anemone), 2120 nucleotides. RefSeq names its product mannose-1-phosphate guanylyltransferase regulatory subunit alpha-B. Gene Ontology annotation, biological process: biosynthetic process. Lineage: Eukaryota; Metazoa; Cnidaria; Anthozoa; Actiniaria; Actiniidae. The record is from RefSeq and is a predicted model, not a curated record. Gene Ontology annotation, molecular function: transferase activity.
UGUCCACGGUGGCAAAGUUUUGAUCAGAAGGAAAAGAUUCCCAUAGAAAUCUUACAACAAGACUUGAUUCCUCUGCCUUUGAACCAAAAUCUUCCCUGAAAACAAGAUGUAUAAGGUUAUUAUUCUCAUUGGAGGUCCCAUGAAAGGGACGCGAUUUCGUCCUCUUUCUUUGGAGCUUCCAAAGCCGUUGUUCCCAGUUGGAGGAUUUCCUAUCAUACAUCACCACAUCGAAGCUUGUAAACAGAUCCCAGACUUAAGAGAAGUGAUUUUGAUAGGUUUCUAUCAAUCCAGUGAGCCACUAUCCAAGUUUAUUGCAUCGGCACAGCAGGAGUUUGGAAUAAUAAUAAGAUACCUUCAAGAAUAUCAACCACUGGGUACCGUUGGCGGCAUCUAUCAUUUUCGUGACCAGAUAUCAUUUGGGAAUCCAGAGGGACUGGUAGUGAUCAAUGCUGACAUUAGUUGUGACUUUCCAUUCAAAGAACUCCUAAAAUUCUACAAGCAACAUCCAGGGAAGCAUGCUAUUAUGGCAACAGAGGCAAACAGAAAGCAGGCUCAAAACUAUGGAUGUCUUGUAGAAAAAGAAGAUUGUCAUGAGGUAGUCCACUAUGUUGAAAAACCUGAAACUUUUGUCAGUAAUCUGAUCAACUGUGGAGUAUAUGUCUUUUCACCAACUGAAUUCUUCAAAACCAUGAGUGAAUUGAUGAAGCAAAAGUUUGAGAAUGCAAGGAGUGAUAACUAUCAAUCAGGUCCUGAGGUUCUACGAAUGGGUGAAGACUUAAUGACAUACUUGGCCAACACUGGAGAACUGUUUGUAUACAAGACAAAUAACUUUUGGACAACAAUCAAAAGUGCUGGGUCGGCUAUAUAUGCAAACAGAAACUUCCUGGACUUGUACCAUAGGUCCCAUCCAGAAAGACUUGCCAAAAAUGGCUAUGGAAAACCAACUUUUAUUGGUGAUGUUUAUGUGCACCCAAGCGCUGCUGUAGACACUUCUGCAGUCCUUGGUCCAAACGUGUCAGUUGGAAGUGGAGUYGUCAUAGGACCCGGUGCAAGAAUCAGAGAAUCUAUCAUACUCGAUGGAGCUGAACUUAAAGAUCAUUGUUGUGUUUUAUAUUCGAUCAUUGGUUGGAACUGUACCGUGGGCCAGUGGUCAAGGGUCGAAGGUCAUCGAUGCGAUCCCAACCCCAAUGAUCAAUUCGCAAGACCUGAUGGGGAAUCACUAUUCGGUAUUGAUGGAAAGCUAACGCCUUCAGUAACCAUAUUAGGUCGCAAUGUGUCCAUAGGCCCAGAACUCGUCGUGUUAAACUCUAUCGUUCUGCCUCACAAAGAACUCAACCAAUGCUACAAAAACGAAAUCAUCCUCUAAACCUAGCUAGUUAGAAUUAAUUACGCACAAUCUCUCGCGGCCUUAAUCAUAAAUGUAAAUAUCAUUUUUGGCAUGAUUUGUCGGCCAAAAUAGCAAACAGGGGUCGCCUGAGGCUCGACCUGUUUCAAGCUGAAACAAUUCACAAUUUGAAAGUGAGAGAAAGAAAAGUAUACCUUUUUAAUGAAUAUUUCUGUGACCUCUAAAGCUUUUAGAUACCUAGGUCAUGACUUCUUUCACCACAAAAAAAAUGUGCAACUGAAGUUGUCUUGGUCGCAGAAAUUCUGAAAAGCGUAUGAAAUUACAGUAAUAGAAUAGGAAAAAAAAUACGGGGUAGAAGAGGAAGUAUUAAUUAUAGACGCUUUCAUCAUGAUGUGCUAAGCAGUAUGGGAUUUCUAAUCAAUGCCAAAGGCGCCAAUUUUUUGUAAGAUAUCCCAUGAUGCACUUGAGUUUAAAGUUGUGACGUAUUUCCGGUCCAAAGUUUUUUGAUCUGAAGCUUUCAGGUUUUUCUUUGUUACUUUGAAAAUAUUAGCAGAAUGAAUUUGGGAUCCGAAAGGUAUUAUGACAUGGGAAAAUGCAUGCUUGCCGCACAUUACUAGUCUGUUUCUUGUAUUAAUUCAGGGGACUUAAAAUAAUUUUUAUCGUUGUUUUUACUUUUGACUCGCAGUCACUAGGUAUCUUACCUUUUUUCGAAUGAAUGACGAAUAGGACAUUAUAAAAAUGGUUCAAAUAAAUAAUAUUUUUUCUGAAAAUAUUA